This is a messenger RNA of Penicillium paradoxum, 789 nucleotides long. Its product is annotated as putative metalloreductase Fre8. Gene Ontology annotation, molecular function: ferric-chelate reductase activity. Bases 1 to 789 code for a protein of 262 amino acids. The transcript is spliced from 2 exons. Gene Ontology annotation, cellular component: plasma membrane. Gene Ontology annotation, biological process: copper ion import; iron ion transport; intracellular iron ion homeostasis. Lineage: Eukaryota; Fungi; Ascomycota; Eurotiomycetes; Eurotiales; Aspergillaceae. The record is from RefSeq and is a predicted model, not a curated record.
AUGUCGUGGCCGUACCAUUUCAUUUCUUUAUCCGAAGAUGACAAGCUGCACCGCCGGGAGCUGCUUGAUCUUCGGGGAUAUUAUGCACAAUUGUCAAUUGCUAUGGUCAUCUUGGCCAUUCGAACUUUUCGCUUUACCACGGGAUCAACCGCAAAGCGGGACGGGCCGGUUUCUGCAAAGACCCGACGAUAUCUUGUCUGCGGAGUGUGGCUAUCAUGGCUUCUAGGUCUUUCAAUAUGGAACAGUGGCGAGGACUACCUUCACUUGACCAAAGCGUUGGGCCACGUUGGCUUGUCUCAACUGCCACUGCAGGUUCUGAUGUCUCCAGGAGAUAUCUCUCACCCAGAAGCCUCAUCUGUGAUGUCUGUGGUGACCGGUAUUCCUCAACGAGUACUAACACCGUACCAUCGUCUUUUUGGUCGGACGGUUGUUGUUCUCCUGUUGGCUCACGCCACGUUAUAUACGCUUUUCUUCGUGCAAUCUUCUCAUCCGGAAUUUGGCAUUCUGUUCUACAAACGAGUGGAAGACCUUGAUGUGCAAUGCGGUAUGCUCGCGAUCCUUUCGGCUGCGCUUCUGUUCCUCUUCGUGCGGCCUACUUCUCAGCAAGCAACCCAAUCCUUGCAAGGCACACUUCAAGAACGCAGGAAGACGUUCUACUAUGGUCAUGUGUCUUUGGUGGUGCUCUUAUGUAUUGCAGCCUACUUCCAUGUUCAGCAGGCCCAAAAGUACAUUCUCCAGACUCUAGCGGCUUCCAUGCUUAACUGGGUGUGUUCUCGGGUGGUAGGUUAG